AUGACAUUUGUACGGCUUAUGAAUGAGGUCUUAAGAGGUUAUCUGGAUGAGUUCGCCCAGGUGUAUUUGGACGAUAUUGUUAUAUUCUCCGCAAACCAGGACGAACACCGAUACAUGAACACUGACAAGGUUGUGGAGAUGUUGGAAAAGCGGGCUGAGCCGCUCCUUUGGGCAGCUUACUGCCGGGGGUGGGCCGACCGGACCGCCGACCUGGUCAAAACACUUAGCUCCUCGGCGGCGAGGUCGCCGGGUACACCAUCAACGGCGAAGCCACCACGCCCGUCGACAUACCAGCGGUUCCCAACCACCAAGGCAACGGGUUCGGGGCGCGUGAGGGCGGCUACCGGCACAACGACGGCCACCCUUACCACACCGGCUACCAAGACCAAAACACCUCCACAACGGCAACCCACCCGCCCCGCAUCGACACAACGGGACAUAACUUGGGUGAGGCCGGCUCCGGGACGUCCAUUAGUCCCGAGGAUGCCACCAGCAGACCCACACCCACCGACGACGGAGUGGACGGGGAUGCCAAGCCGCGUGGCGUACAUGACCGCCUGCCGACACCACCACCUGCACCUCCCUCCGACAAGCCAGGACCACUGGAGCCCUGGCCCAAGGCCAUCAAACCGACAAAGCCUACAGCCACAACAUCGACGCGGUCGGCAGAACGGGCCAAGGAGCGGAACAUCAGCGGCAGAGGAGACUGCGGGCAAAAGCCGAAAGGGAAGUUUCGAGUCAGCAGUACCGGCUGACGAAGGUGACCCCCUCGGCUAAGUCGGCCACCGACCCGGAAGACCGGGAGUUGGUGCAGGUGUCAGCACCGGUGCCAGGUGGUUCCGCCCAGGAACACCAGCCGGAGCAAGACACCAACCCGGGGGAGGCGAUGGAGGUCGAUGACCGAAUCCUCGAUGAACCCGUGUCACCACUCACAAUAUUCCCGGUCAUCGUGGAAGACCCGCCCGUUUUCUCAACGCCACUCACGUCCCCCAGGGCGGACUAGACACCACUGCUGGAAUACGACCCGUCUACCACAGACUGGACAUCGUCUCCACGUCUCGGCGUCGUCCCCACCACGACUGGGGAACACCACAAUGGAGGUACAGUUAGUCGGCGACCCGACCCAAUAAGUCCGGACAUCUUCGACGGACGAACCACCAUAACAGUCACGGGGAAUUAACGUACCAAACUGUAGCAGUACCGCGACUGCUGGUUUGGCGGGGGAGUAUGACGCGGACCCGUGCGUCAGCCGCUACCGAAACGGCAGUCGCCGACCGUGUCCUUAUCUCUCUUAUCAACCACCACUCCGUGGCACGCAACGCCGCAGCGACCCCCGUCCACCCAUCCAUCACCGGACAGGGGACGCCAGCGGUCGCUACGACGUCCGACAGGUACCACCACAUAACCGGGCUGUUUUCCGAGAUCGUGUACGGAGACACAUCGCACAUUUUUACCCAUUGGUUUUUUUUUUUCUUUUCUUGUGUUAGAAUAAUUGUGACCGCCGACAUUAAUACACAAAUUAAUAUCCAUUCUUUUUUGUUGUGUUAUCAUGCAAUAUAUUAUUAUUAUUAUUAUUACUAUCAUUUUUCUAUUGUUUUUUUUUCCUUUUGCACAAUAUUAUUUUAAUAUAAAACUUCACAACACCCGCGACCCGUGCGCACACCACAAACAACUUGUGUGCCGUGUCAAAAUUUCAGGCUAAGACAUUGUAUCCAGAAAUUCUGGUGCUAGUAGUUCAGUGCAACCAAUCAAUUGAUUCUUCUACUGAACGAUGUAUAAAAGUAAUAUUCUUUUAAGUUUUUUCUUUUAUUUUGUUUAUAAUUAUUGUUUAUAAUAUAGGUAACAGAUGUAGGAUUAAGUGUGGAAGGUGU
Sipha flava (yellow sugarcane aphid) is the source of this 1871-nucleotide messenger RNA. RefSeq names its product predicted GPI-anchored protein 58. The record is from RefSeq and is a predicted model, not a curated record. The transcript is spliced from 2 exons. Bases 1 to 777 code for a protein of 258 amino acids. NCBI's taxonomy places the organism in Eukaryota, Metazoa, Arthropoda, Insecta, Hemiptera, Aphididae.